CUCCAACAAAGACUUAUUUUCUGCCUGGCAAAAACUGUGGCCAGAAGGACGGACUAUCACCUUUAAUUGUCAGUGGGUAUUCAAGUCAUCAUGCUGUUCACAUGACGUUAAAUACGGAAAGAAUCAAAAGUGGGAGAGUCACAGAGAGCAAACCUUCAAAGGGCAGGUCUGAGAGUUUUAACAUCACUAAGAUCACACACAAGCUGCACUGAAUUGCGAGAACGACAGAAGCCUCAGAGAGUUCAGUGAAGGUAUUUUGCUUUGAAAACAAAGACAUACAAAUCCAAAUAUAAUGCAGAGACCAAGACAAGUGCAGAAACUACUCUUCUUGCUCCUGGCUCAACUUUUAAAAAUUGUUUUUUGUGAUGCAGGACCUGAACAUAAACAAAGUCAUGAAGGUCCUAAACUUGAACAUUGGAGCUAUACAGAUCAAGACUGGAAGAAAGACUAUCAUGAUUGUGAUGGGAAGUCACAGUCUCCUAUCGAUAUUGAAACCAGCAAAGCCACGUUCAAUAAAAACCUUCCUAAAAUCAUACUUGAGGGAUACGAUUUACCAGAAACAACUUCACUCAAUUUAACUAAUAAUGGACACACAGUUAAACUUUCCCUCCCAAAUUCAAUGGCCAUAAGCGGUGGGUUGUCACAGGAAUAUCUGGCAGCUCAGCUGCAUUUUCACUGGGGAUCGGAGGGCUCUCCAGGAUCGGAGCACACAGUGGAUGGUACACAGUAUGCUGCUGAGAUGCAUGUUGUUCAUUAUGCUUCCAAAUAUGGACGUAUAGAAGAUGCAGCGAUGCAAGCAGAUGGUCUUGCUGUCCUGGCAGUUUUAUUUCAGGAGGGAGCACAAGAUAAUAAAAAUUACAAUCCCAUUUUUGAUAAACUUGAAGACAUUUCUGAAAAAGGUGUCAAGGUGCAAAUUCCUGGUUUUGACAUAGGCACUUUGUUACCUCGUCAGCUGUACCGAUUCUUCAGAUAUAAUGGAUCGCUGACAACUCCACCCUGUUUUCAAACCGUUACCUGGACUGUCUUCAAUGAUACUGUCCAGCUUUCGAAAGCACAGCUGUACAAAUUAGAGACCAGUUUAAAGACGGACCAACACACUUUGGAGUCUAACUUCCGACUUGUCCAACCACUCAAUGGAAGGAAUGUGUAUUCUUCAUUUUCAGCAACACUGGCUUCAAGAAGAAUGAUUCAUAAAGAGGACGCUGCUGAACCAGAUGGAGAAUACAAAUCAGGAUCAGACAUUGGAGAACCAAAUGCAUACAGUAAUCAUUCAGAUGGCAACCAAAUCGCUUUAGGUGAUACACUGGCCAUUAUAUUUGGGAUCCUGUUUGGAUGCACGGUUUUGGUCUUUGUAAUUUAUGUGUUGCGACAAAGGAAAAGACGAAGCUUAACUACUGAAGGUGGACAGAAGGUGAUUUACAAACCAACGACUACAAUGGAAGCAUGAGACUGCCGUGAAUAUCUACUUCUUCCAAAUCUGGAACUGAAAAUGGCUGAUUGAACCAAAGUUAUUGAUUUCUAGAGAACAAACUAUUUGUCUGUUCUCUGCCAUUGUCAGAUGUGGUUCAGUUAUUGUGUUUAUAUACAUAUUAUCUUGUUUGUUAUUAAGAGAAAAUGUUGCAGCAUCAAUCUGUUGUGAUCUGAAUACAAAGGGUAAAAAUGAUAGGGUACAGGAUGAAGUGGAGUUUACUAUUCAGAUCUCUUCUGUCUACCUUGCCAUAGCCUAAUCCUCUGUCAAACCGAUUACAAAUAGGCAUCUGCUUUGCUAUGGGGUUGAGGAGUGGGUCCCUUAUCUGCAUUGGAGUAAAUUGACCACUACAAAUUGCCCUUCAUAUGUAGAUGAAUGGUAGACUCCAGGGACAGAGGGAAUGUGGGAAAAACAAAUUGGGUUAGGUUAAGACUAAUGUAUAAAUGGGUGCUUGACUGUUAGUGGGCUGAGGGGCUUGUUUAUAUUCUGUAUAUCUUCAACUCUAAAAAGAAAAAGCAGUAUAGUUAGUAAAUUAGGGAAUGGAGGCAGAAGAAACUCCUGGUACAGGAAUUUAAAGCAAAAUACAAGCUGCUGAAAGAACUCAGCAGGUCAGACAGCAUCUGUAGAGGGAAAAGGAUAAUGGUCAUUUUGGGUCUGAUCCUGCAUCAGUCCCAAUUCAACAUUGACUAUCCUUUUGCCUCCACAGAUGCUGCCAGACACACAGUUAUUCCAGCAGUCUAUAUUUUUACAACAACUAGGGUUACUGAGUUUCCAUAUACCAGAAGGAUGUUAAAUAAUCUUGGUCCAUCGUACUGUAGUUAAUCAACUUCAAGUGAAUAACUGAAUGCUCAUCAAAACCUUUUCUAUUUUGCAUGUAUAUUCUAUCCUCAAUAAGUCAGGAAAUUAUUACUGAUAGUUUUGGGAAAAGGAAUGUGGUUUAACAGUAUUUGGGCAUAUUUACUGAAUGGGAAUGCUGCUGAUUAUCCACAGGAUUACACAUGUAAAAUGUGCCUGGCAGGGAUGGUUGAAUGUUGUGGCAUUAGGAUUUGCAUAGAUAAAUACUUAUGUUCUUGGACUGAUCGCUAAGAAUUGACAAGUUUGACACAGUGAAUGUGUUUCAACAGCAUCAUUGCAGCUUGUGUUUCUGUUACAGUGUAGGUGUAUUUUGGGAGUCAUGGAAAACUGUAAUUCCAAAUCAGCAGAUAAGACUCCCGAGUCUUAUUGCCUUCAGGGAAAUGCUACAAUAAUUUGUAUUAUGUAUACAAUGGUAUUUAAUUCAUAAAGUCUCAAUGGGUUUCAUAAUUUAAUUUAGAUGAGGAAAUGGAUUUCCAUUUCCCCAACUGCUGGCCAAUAAUUUCACCAUAAACUAUUCACAAAUGUAGGUUUAUAAAAAGAAUGGGAAAAUGACACGAUAAAUUUGAGAGGGUUAUCUAGAGAGUGGAGCUGAAGGUUUGGCAUUCUGAUGGAGUGAAGGGGGCCAAAGAGAUUGUUGGGUAGAUUCAAACCUGGCAGAAGAUGGUAACAUAGAAUGAGGCAGUUCUUAGAAUUUAAGAAUUUUGAAUUUAAAGGCAAGGCUGAAUACUUUGAAUUUAUAAUUUUGGCAGACAUAUUAACCUGGUGGGUUGGACUAACUAGUAUUAGUUUUCACCUAGGUUCCAAUAAUAUGUUAAAUUACUUCCACAAUUUGUUACUUUGUAUGGAUUUUACUUUGCAGGGGCAUAUUAAAGAAACUAUUUCAAAGCACAGCAUUAAAAUUGAACAAAGGAAUUGCUCUGAUUUCAAAAUGUCUUGGCAAUAUCGUUGACAGUGAAGUACUAAACAAAUAAAAUCUUCCUCUUCAAAGAUGUCUUUCUGUUAUCUAAAUUUCUUGCAAUUUAAUCUUCACCUCAAACCAUACAGGUAUAAUUGUUAUCAAUAUGGCAGAGAGACUCCUGAAUAAUGACAUACUGGCCCCCACCUCACCUUCCAGGAAAUAGACACAAGAGAUUUUGCAGAUGCUGGAAAUCUGGAACAACACACAAACA
Hypanus sabinus (Atlantic stingray) is the source of this 3492-nucleotide messenger RNA. It is a transcript of the gene ca9, whose product is annotated as carbonic anhydrase IX. Gene Ontology annotation, molecular function: zinc ion binding; carbonate dehydratase activity. The record is from RefSeq and is a predicted model, not a curated record. Gene Ontology annotation, cellular component: plasma membrane. Lineage: Eukaryota; Metazoa; Chordata; Chondrichthyes; Myliobatiformes; Dasyatidae. Bases 293 to 1447 code for a protein of 384 amino acids. The transcript is spliced from 13 exons.